Phycodurus eques (leafy seadragon) is the source of this 3104-nucleotide messenger RNA. It is a transcript of the gene prpf40a, whose product is annotated as PRP40 pre-mRNA processing factor 40 homolog A. Gene Ontology annotation, cellular component: U1 snRNP; U2-type prespliceosome. Gene Ontology annotation, biological process: mRNA cis splicing, via spliceosome. Gene Ontology annotation, molecular function: RNA binding; protein binding. The transcript has 27 exons. Bases 72 to 2747 code for a protein of 891 amino acids. Lineage: Eukaryota; Metazoa; Chordata; Actinopteri; Syngnathiformes; Syngnathidae. The record is from RefSeq and is a predicted model, not a curated record.
CUGAGCCAAUCGCGUCUCUCGUUGUUGCGAGGUCCUCCCACCAGUCUAGCUUGGAGCUCCCUCUGUUCAACAUGUCUUCAUCGGAGGCUAAUAAUGGCCCGAACCAAGCAGCACCUUACCCAGGUGUACCACCCUCAGGGAUGCCUCCCCCCUUUAUGGGACCACCAGGAAUCCCACCUCAUUUCCCUCCCAUGGGAAUGCCCCCGAUAGGGCAACGACCGCCCAGCAUGACCGCAAUGCCACCUGGCAUUAUGCCCCCCGGUAUACUGCCAUCAAUGUCAGCGCCUCCUAUGGGACAGAUGCAAGGUAUGAUGCCACCCAUGAUGGGGAUGAUGCUGCCUCCUCGCCUGCCAGCUGCGACCGUACAGCCGACCGGGCCGCCUGGUGUUGACACCCCAUCUGGACCUGGAACCACUAGUACGACAAAUGGAUCUCCACAGGACGAGCAGCCAAAGAAAUCCCUGUGGACUGAACACAAAUCACUGGAUGGAAAAACCUAUUACUACAACACGGAGACCAAGCAGUCCACCUGGGAAAAACCAGAGGAUCUCAAGUCUCCCGCAGAACAAUUGCUGUCUAAAUGUCCUUGGAAAGAGUACAAGUCAGACACAGGGAAGCCGUACUACUACAACUCUCAGACAAAGGAAUCCAGAUGGACGAAGCCCAAAGAGCUGGAGGAUCUGGAAGCCAUGAUCAAAGCUGAGGAGAAUGGAACAACAGAAGUAGUAGCUCCGAGCAUCGCCGCCGAGCCCGUGCUACAAAUAGAAAGCACGCAAGUGUCCGUGGCCCCCGUUGCCGAGGCAGAGCCGGUUGAAGCGGUCCCCGAGGUUCAAACAUUCCAGGCGGCCCUGCAACAGACAGCUGAGGUCAAGACUGCAGAUGCACCUGUGGUUUUGUCAGAGAGCAGCGUCCCUGCAGAGGCCCUGGCCAGUGUUGAAGUCAAGAAGGAAGAACCACGUCCAGAAAUUCAGAAGAAAGUUUUCAAAUGGAACACGAAGGAGGAGGCCAAGCAGGCCUUCAAGGAGCUCCUGAAGGAGAAGGGCGUGUCCUCCAACUCUUCAUGGGAACAGGCUAUGAAAUUGAUUAUCAAUGACCCCCGCUAUAGUGCUCUCCCCAAACUGAGCGAGAAGAAGCAGGCAUUUAAUGCUUACAAGGUCCAAACGGAGAAGGAAGAGAAAGAGGAGGCAAGAAUUAAAUAUAAGGAGUCCAAAGAAACCUUCCAGAGGUUCCUGGAGAACCAUGACAAGAUGACAUCCACCACCAGAUACAAGAAAGCAGAGCAGAUGUUCAACGACCAGGAGGUCUGGAGCUGUGUUCCGGAGAGAGACAGACAGGAGAUCUAUGAAGAUGUCUUGUUCUACCUGGCUAAAAAGGAGAAGGAACAAGCCAAGCAGCUGAGAAAGAGGAAUUGGGAAGCCUUGAAGAACAUUCUGGACAACAUGGCCAACGUCACGUACCGCACCACCUGGUCCGAAGCCCAGCAGUACCUGCUCGACAAUCCCACAUUUGCUGAGGAUGAGGAGCUGCAGAACAUGGACAAAGAGGACGCGCUCAUUUGCUUUGAGGAGCACAUCCGUGCCCUGGAGAAGGAGGAAGAGGAGGACAAGCAGAAGACGCUCCUUCGGGAGAGGAGGCGACAGCGCAAGAACAGAGAGUCCUUCCAGAAAUUUCUAGAUGAGCUCCAUGACCACGGCCAGCUGCAUUCCAUGUCGGCCUGGAUGGAGAUGUACCCCACCUUGAGCUCUGACAUCCGUUUUGCCAACAUGCUGGGCCAGCCUGGUAAGAUCCACGUGGAUAGCAGCACCAUAACCCAACAUCUUAAGCGGGGCUCCACUCCUCUGGACCUUUUCAAAUUCUACGUGGAAGACCUGAAGGCGCGUUACCACGAUGAGAAGAGGAUUAUCAAAGACAUCCUGAAGGACAAGAGCUUCCUGGUUGAAGUCAAUACCAGCUUUGAUGAUUUUGGAUCGGUCAUCAGCUCAGACAAAAGAGCCACCACACUCGAUGCAGGAAACAUCAAGUUGGCCUUCAACAGCCUGCUGGAGAAAGCUGAAGCGAGGGAGCGUGAGCGUGAGAAAGAGGAGGCGAGGAAGAUGAAGAGAAAAGAGGCGGCCUUUAAGACCAUGCUGAAGCAGGCCACGCCGUCCCUGGAGCCAGAGGACGCGUGGGAGGCCGUGAGGGAACGGUUCCUAAAGGAAGCGGCCUUUGAAGACAUCACGCUGGAGUCGGAAAGGAAGCGGAUCUUCAAAGACUUCAUGCACAUCUUGGAGCACGAGUGCCAGCAUCACCACUCCAAGACCAAGAAGCACUCCAAGAAGUCCAAGAAGCACCACAGGAAGCGGUCUCGCUCCCGAUCGGGCUCCGAGUCUGAAGAAGAGGAAUACCACAAGAAGAAGAAGCGCUCUGCAUCCAAAACCCCGUCGGAGCGCUCCUCCAGUGCCGAGUCAGAGAGAAGCUACAAAAAGUCCAAGAAGCACAAGAAGAAGGGCAAGAAGAGACGACACAAGUCUGGCUCGCCCGACUCGGAUGUCGCCGACAAGAAGGGAAAAGACGCCAAGAGGGACAAAGACAACGACAAAGACGGCGACAAGGCCCGAGCCAAGUCUCACUCGGACGCCAAACACAAGUCCCCCAAACGCAAAGCCAACAAAGAGGAGGGUGGCUGGGACACGUCAGGAAGUGAACUGAGCGAAGGUGAACUGGAGAAAAGAAGAAGAACUUUACUGGAGCAGCUGGAUGCACCUUGAUCACCUGUCUCGUCCCACAAGCAUGCAUUCCCUCCAAAGUCGACAGCGCCCCCUUUCAGGUCUCCACGAGGAUCUUCAACACUGAACUAAUUUUUUAUCAGGCGCUUUAUCUUGUCCACUUGGGUUUGUGGCAACAUUUUGUUUUUCUUAGCUUUGUUUUACUAAUUGUUGAUGUACAACUUUUCCAUCACCAACGUUCAAUUGACAGCGUAUCAGAUCACCACGAAUGCAAAAAAUGCUUCCAACGGAACUUUCAAAGGAAACUCACUUGAUUCAAUGUGACUGCAGCGCGCAAGCUUUUAAUUAUACACAAUUUCUUCAGUUCGGAUUGUAACUUCAUGUAAUAAAAGACUUCUC